AUGGCUUCUCCGUCCAAAGGCAAUGACCUGUUUUCGUCCGAUGAAGAGGGCCCGGCGAUGGUGGCCGGGCCGGGCCCGGGGACUGGGGGCGCCGAGGGGGCCGCCGAAGAGCGCCGCGUCAAGGUCUCCAGCCUGCCCUUCAGCGUGGAGGCGCUCAUGUCGGACAAGAAGCCGCCCAAGGAGGCGUCCCCUUUGCCGGCCGAAAGCGCCUCGGCCGGGGCCACCCUGCGGCCGCUGCUGCUGCCCGGACACAGCGCCCGGGAAGCGCACAGCCCCGGGCCGCUGGUCAAGCCCUUCGAGACCGCCUCGGUCAAGUCGGAAAAUUCAGAAGACGGAGCGGCGUGGAUGCAGGAACCCGGCAGAUAUUCGCCGCCGCCAAGACAUAUGAGCCCUACCACCUGCACUCUGAGGAAACACAAGACCAAUCGGAAGCCGCGCACACCCUUUACCACGUCCCAGCUCCUCGCUCUGGAGCGCAAGUUCCGCCAGAAACAGUACCUCUCCAUUGCGGAGCGUGCAGAGUUCUCCAGCUCUCUGAACCUCACAGAGACCCAGGUCAAAAUCUGGUUCCAGAACCGAAGGGCCAAGGCGAAAAGACUGCAAGAGGCAGAACUGGAAAAGCUGAAAAUGGCUGCAAAACCUAUGCUUCCCUCUGGCUUCAGUCUCCCUUUCCCAAUCAACUCGCCCCUGCAAGCAGCAUCCAUAUACGGAGCAUCCUACCCUUUCCAUAGACCUGUGCUUCCCAUCCCGCCCGUUGGACUCUAUGCGACACCAGUCGGAUAUGGCAUGUACCACCUAUCCUAGGGAAGAACAGCUCAAUAGACUUCAUGAUGGAUGUUUGUUUAAAAGGGUCCCCAUCCCUCCAAGAAGGCAGUACCAACAUAGUACUCCUGCUGUGCAAACCUUGCAUGCACCACCCUAAGCCCUAAGUGGGCCACAGGACAUAGUUCGAAUUUGUUCUUUA
Molecule: messenger RNA, 964 nt
Organism: Cynocephalus volans (Philippine flying lemur)
Lineage: Eukaryota; Metazoa; Chordata; Mammalia; Dermoptera; Cynocephalidae
Gene: MSX2
Product: msh homeobox 2
Exons: 2
Coding region: 1-804 (267 amino acids)
Biological process (GO): regulation of transcription by RNA polymerase II; embryonic morphogenesis
Cellular component (GO): nucleus
Molecular function (GO): RNA polymerase II transcription regulatory region sequence-specific DNA binding; DNA-binding transcription factor activity, RNA polymerase II-specific
Source: RefSeq, a predicted model, not a curated record